Cygnus atratus (black swan) is the source of this 1943-nucleotide messenger RNA. RefSeq names its product ring finger protein 146 (gene RNF146). Gene Ontology annotation, cellular component: nucleus; cytoplasm. Gene Ontology annotation, molecular function: zinc ion binding; ubiquitin protein ligase activity; poly-ADP-D-ribose binding. Gene Ontology annotation, biological process: ubiquitin-dependent protein catabolic process; Wnt signaling pathway. The record is from RefSeq and is a predicted model, not a curated record. The coding region runs from base 272 to 1243 and encodes 323 amino acids. The transcript has 4 exons. NCBI's taxonomy places the organism in Eukaryota, Metazoa, Chordata, Aves, Anseriformes, Anatidae.
CGGCAGCGCCCCCCUCCCUCCCGCCACCCCCCCUCCCGCGCGUGACGUCGGCGCGUCCCGCGGCGGCGGCAGGUGGCGGAGCGGUGCGCGCAGGGCCCGGCCCGACCCUGCGGUGUGCAGAGAAGCUGAAACGCUGCAGUGUACCGUUGGGCAGGACAGACAAGGAAUGAGCCAGCCUUGGGAAAGAGGACCUGCCAUCCUAGCUGGAGACAUCUGAAGAGAGGACAUCUUAGUCUCGUGGCAUGCGUCAGUAGAAAUUACUCAGAGAAAGAUGGCUGGCUGUGGUGAAAUAGAUCAUUCGAUCAACAUGCUUCCCACAAAUAGGAAGACAAAUGAGUCAUGUGCUAAUGCAGCACCUUCCCUGACAGUCCCUGAAUGUGCUAUCUGUCUGCAAACGUGUGUCCAUCCAGAGAUUCCAGAGGAUUUUCUCGACAAGCCAACCUUAUUGUCACCAGAAGAACUCAAAGCAGCAAGCAGAGGCAACGGAGAAUAUGCUUGGUACUACGAAGGUAGAAAUGGUUGGUGGCAGUAUGAUGAACGUACCAGCAGAGAGCUGGAAGAUGCCUUUUCCAAAGGUAAAAAGAGCACUGAAAUGCUGAUUGCUGGGUUUUUAUACGUAGCAGAUCUUGAAAAUAUGGUUCAGUAUAGGAGAAACGAGCAUGGACGCCGCAGGAAAAUAAAACGGGACAUUAUAGAUAUUCCAAAGAAGGGAGUGGCUGGGCUUAGGUUGGACUGUGACGCUAACACUGUCAACCUGGCGAGAGAGAGCUCCGCUGACGGUGCAGACAGCACAGCGACCCCGGGGGCUGCAGCUGUACAGCCCCUGGUGCCCGUUUCUGCUAGGCCCCUGCCGUCACUCGAUGGUCAGCUGAUGAGUCCUUCAACGCCAUCGCCUGAUGCAAGCGCUUCUCUAGAAAACUCUUUUGCCCAGUUGCAAAUAAAUGGAGACAGUAUGGCCGAAAGGAGCCACAGGGGAGAGGGAGAGGAAGACCACGAAUCGUCAUCGUCCGGUAGGGUGCCGGCCCCUGACGCCUCUGUGGAGGAGACCGAAUCGGAUGCUAGCAGCGAUAGCGAGGAUGUGUCUGCCCACCUCCAGCAACAUCCAUCCUCUGCCCAGCAGAGACACUUGAAUGCAAACGCAAACCAGUCAGGAGUGGAUAGACCAGUGGCAGGGGGAGGGGUGGUAAACGCAAGCGUAAGGUCUAGAAGGCCAGAUGGACAGUGCACAGUCACUGAAGUUUAAAUCUGGAGCCAUGCGAUUGAAAAACUCAGUCCCGUAUCUGUAAAUUUUCUGUCCACAUUGGCAUUGCACUCAAACCUAGCAGUGUGUUUGGUGGGAGGGUGGGGUGAAGGGGAGAACCAGAUUUGGCCUAACUUAAGUCUCUUAACAUGUCUCAGCUGGAAGACUAACUGUAAGAAACUGGGUCGUCCUGUUAAUGGUUUGAAAGCUGCUUAGCAAUACCCAGUUUUCUUAAAAAUGUCUUGUGUUUAUUUUGUAGCAUCCUCCCCUUGGAGAUACUCGGUCCCUUUUUGGCCAAUGUAUAUCUACUGUACAACUUGAAUUGUUUUCAUUAUCUGACUGUUGCAUUAAGUGUCUUACUACUUUCUGCAUGGAUUGAUGUAUGAAAAGAACACUAAAGCAAUGCGGGAGCAGGCAAGAUGUUGGGUGUGAGCAGGAUGCUUAAUUUAAUGUGAGAAAAUAGAUGUGAGUUUGGAGUUAAAAUGUGUUUUUACUAGAAAAAGAGCAAUCAUUUACCUUCAAUGGAAAUGUAAAAAUGCUGUUAACUUUUGUUGCAAAUUCUUACCUAUACACUUCAUGGCAUUUUCACUGGCUUUGCCAUCUAGUCCUUGUAGUUCUGUUUUUGAGGUCUUUCUUGAUCUGUCUCGUUUUUGUUACGGAAUUUAUAAUUUAAUAAAAUUGCAUUUUACCAGUAACAAUCUUA